CACGUGCAGUAGUCAUGGUUCAAGACGCACAGAGGUUUAUCAUAACUCCAGCAGCGGGGUGAGGAUGACUCGGAAGCCUCUGCAAGAUCCUGGAACAGAAACUACGUUAAAUAAUGUAUUCUGAGGUAUACUGGAUACCUAAGGAAGGGCUCUAAAUAAUGCAUUUUCUGGGCAUGACAGUUGUAGCAGGAGAGAAUGCUGAAACCUGUAGCAAGACUACAGCCUGAGAUGAAAGAAUGUCUCAUUACCAUUUUAUCAAAUGCUGCUGUUUCCAGCUAUGUAAUGUUUUUCGGUCCCAUGAGAUGGAAAUUGAGCAGUGCUUGCUGGAGUCCCUCCCUCUCGGCCAGCGGCAGCGGCUGGUGAAGCGGAUGCGCUGUGACCAAAUAAAGGCAUAUUACGAACGUGAAAAAGCUUUCCAGAAACGGGAGGGCUACGUGAAAAAACUGAAACAUGGAAAGAAUCAUCGAGUUCGUUUUAAUCUCGCUGAUAUGAUACAGGAUGCAAUCAUACGUCAUGAUGAUAAAGAAGUGCUACGGCUGUUGAAGGAUGGUACUGACCCUCAUACACUAGUUUCCUCAGGAGGCUCCUUGCUCCAUCUGUGUGCACGCUACGAUAAUGCCUUUGCUGCAGAAAUUCUAAUUGACAGAGGAGUAAAUGUAAAUCAUCAAGAUGAGGAUUUUUGGACAUCAAUGCAUGUAGCCUGUGCCUGUGAUAAUCCUGAUAUUGUCCUGCUACUGCUACUAGCUGGAGCAAAUGUGCUGCUGCAAGAUGUUAAUGGAAACAUUGCACUUGAUUAUGCCAUAGAAGGAACUGAGUCUAGCAGCAUCCUUCUGAUGUACUUAGAAGAAAAUGGUGUGGAGCUGAAUUCGUUGCGCCAAAUGAAGAUACAGAGACCUAUGACAAUGCUCACAGAUGUCCGACAGCUCAUAUCAAGUGGAGGAAGCGUAAAUCAAAAGAAUGAUGAAGGAGUUACCCUGCUGCACGUGGCCUGUGCUAAUGGAUACAAGAAUGUUGCAUCUCUGAUCCUGGAUCAUGGAGCUGAUCUCAAUGUAGUGGAUAACCAGUACUGGACACCUCUACAUUUAGCUGCAAAGUAUGGACAGACCAACCUUGUGAAGCUGCUUUUGAUGCACUGGGCGAAUCCCAAUCUUCUUAACUGCAACAAUGAAAAGCCUUCAGAUGUUGCAGCUUCUGAGUUUAUUGAGGAAAUGCUUCUGAAAGCUGAAAUUGUUUGGGAGGAAAAAAUGAAAGACCCUUUGACUGUUUCUACUUUAUCUCAAGAAGAGCCAUAUGAAGAGAUCAUCCAUGAUCUGCCCAGAAUUUCCAAUAAACUCAAUCCCCUGGCUUUACCGAUUGCCAAGCGAGACAGUUUGCUGGAGAAAGACACCAUGUUUAAAGAUGCAGCUAAAGGUUUGUGUAAGCAGCAAUCUCAAGACAAUGCAUCUGAAAAUGUCACUGUGAACACUACAACCAAACUUGAACAGGUCAAGCUAAUGCCUCCAGCUCCAAAUGAUGACCUGGCUUCUCUGAGUGAGCUAACAGACAGCAGGCUGCUUUAUGAGAUUCAGAAGCGUUUCAAUAAUAAUCAGAUAUAUACCUACAUUGGUGAUAUACUGUUGCUUGUUAACCCAUUUAAAGAACUUCCUAUUUAUUCUACCAUGGUCACCCAGCUUUAUUUAAGUAACUCUGGAAAAUUGUGUUCCUCACUUCCCCCACAUAUAUUUUCCUGUGCUGAAAGAGCUUACCACAUGCUAUUCCAGGAGCAGCGUCCCCAGUGCUUUAUCCUCAGUGGAGAAAGUGGUUCUGGAAAGACUGAAGCCUGCAAACAGAUCGUGAAGCACCUCACUUGCAGAGCCAGUUCCAGCAGAAAUGCCUUUGAUACAAAGAUAAAACAUGUAAACUGUGUCUUGGAGGCCUUUGGGCAUGCUAAGACACCCUUGAAUGAUUUUUCCAGCUGUUUUAUAAAAUAUUUUGAGCUACAGUUUUGUGAGAAGAAAAAAACAUUAAUUGCAGCUAGGAUUUAUACAUACAUGUUGGAGAAGUCUCGUGUCAUUAUGCAGCCUCUCAACCAGAGUAAUUUUCAUGUUUUUUACUUGAUGAUGGAUGGGCUGUCUGCUGAAGAAAAAUACACCCUGUACCUCAGUAAUUUGUCUGCACACAGGUACCUAAGCCAGACCGUACUGGAGGAGACGAUGUUAACAGCCAACCCUCAAAACAGGGAGAAAUUAGCUGUACUAAAACAAGCUCUAGGUGCUAUGGGAUUCAAUAGCCUGGAGGUGGAGAACCUGUUUGUAAUUCUCUCAGCGAUUCUGCAUCUCGGAGACAUUCGCUUUACAGCUCUGACAGACGCUGAGACAGCAUUUGUGUCAGAUCUGCAGCUACUGGAACAAGUGGCAGGGAUGCUGCAGGUUUCACCAGAUGAGCUUGCUUCAGCCUUAACAACUGAUGUUCAGUAUUUUAAAGGAGACAUGAUUGUACGGAGGCACACAAUAGAGAUUGCAGAAUUUUACCGGGAUCUCUUGGCAAAAUCUCUAUAUGGUCGUUUAUUUAGCUUUUUAGUCAACACAAUCAACUGCUACCUUCAAAAUCAAGAUGACACUGCCAGUGACCAGGUAUUUGAAAUUGGAGUACUGGACAUUUUUGGAUUUGAAGAAUUUCAAAAGAACACUUUUGAACAGCUGUGUGUCAACAUGACCAAUGAGAAGAUACACCAGUACAUCAAUGAAGUGCUUUUCCUACAAGAGCAAGCAGAAUGUGUACAAGAGGGAGUUACUAUGGAAACGGUGUAUUCUCCUGGUAACCACACUGCAGCCUUGGAUUUUUUCUUUCAGAAACCGUCAGGGUUUUUGUCAAUGCUGGAUGAAGAAAGCCAAUCUAAUUGGUCAGUAGAACAGAGUCUUUCUAAACGCAUUCAAUCUUACUUGGAUACAUCAGACACAAAUACAGUAUAUUCCUCCACAAAAGAUGGAAAUGGUAACCUUGCCCCAAAGGAUCAGGGCUCCACCUUCACUGUUAUGCAUUAUGCUGGGAGGGUUACUUAUGAAAUUGCUGGUGCGAUAGAAAAAAAUAAAGAUUCCCUUUCACAAAAUCUCAUAUUUGUAAUGAAAACCAGUGAAAAUGUAGUCAUCAAUCAAUUGUUCCAGUCCAAGCUGACACAAACUGGAUCACUUGUUCCUCCAUAUAAUUCCCUUAAAAUCAAAGGGUGUAAAGCAGCUUUGCUGACUAAAAAACCAUCAGGAGCCUGUGCAAGUGGAGAAGCAAAAAAAUAUAUUGAGCUCAGCAAGUUGUUGAAAAAGAAAGGAACAUCUUCAUUUCUUCAGAGACUGGAACGAGGUGGCCCAACCACUGUGGCAAUACAGCUCAGGAAAUCACUCACAGAUAUUAUUGGGAAGCUGCAGAACUGCACGCCACAUUCCGUUCAUUGCAUAAAGCCUAAUAACUCCAAGUUGCCAGAUACUUUUGACAAUUUUUAUGUGUCUGCUCAACUGCAGUAUAUUGGUGUCCUAGACAUGGUCAAAAUCAUACGACAUGGAUAUCCAAUACGUCUCUCUUUCACAGACUUCUUGUCAAGGUAUAAAGACUUGGCUGAUACAGCUGCAGGAGAGAAGAAGAAAUUGUCUGCCAAGGAGAGAUGUCGUCUUGUUCUUCAGCAGUGUAAAUUACAAGGCUGGCAGAUAGGAGUCCGAAAAGUGUUUCUUAAGUACUGGCAAGCUGACCAUCUCAACGAUUUGUGCCUUCAGCUUCAGAAGAAAAUUAUAACCUGCCAAAAAGUUGUACGAGGAUUUCUAGCUCGUCAGCGCUUGCUACAGAAGAUGAGCAUCAAACAGCAAGAGGUCACCUCAAUCAAAAGCUUCUUGCAGAAUGCUGAGGAUAUGGGUUUGAAAACAUAUGAUGCCUUGGUCAUUCAAAAUGCUUCUGACAUUGCCCGGGAAAAUGACCGGCUCCGCAAUGAGAUGAACGCUGCUUACCACAGGGAAAAGUUAGAGGCUAGAAACAGACCAGAAGAAGGCCACAAAAGGUAAGAUGACUUUGCCGGCUGUCGAACGCCGAAGCACUUUCAUUCCAGCUCCGUCCCUGUCCCCAUGGCAGUGGACGGCUUGGUACAUUCUGCGGCUGGGUCAUCCAUCAGAUCCCCCUCCCUGCACUCUGUGUUCAGCAUGGACGAUAGCAAUAGCCUGCCAUCACCAAGGAAACAGCCUCCUCCCAAACCAAAGAGGGACCCCAACACACGACUGAGUGCCUCGUAUGAGGCUGUUAGUGCUUGCUUGUCGGCAGCUUCUAAGGAAGCCGCUAAUGAAGUACUGACCCGUCCAAGGCCACACAGUGAUGACUACAGUACCAUGAAAAAAAUACCUCCCAGAAAACCAAAACGAAGUCCCAAUACAAAACUUAGUGGCUCUUAUGAAGAAAUACCUGGCCAGAAGCCUGGGGAUGUAAAACAGGCAAGCACUGUAGCUAAACCAGGCGGCUAUGACACUGUGACAGUACAGAGGGCAGCUUCUGCUGAUGGGCCACAACAUGGCGUGUUGAGUCUCUAUAUGUCACAAGAAGAGGAGGAAAAUGAGCCAGUCUACAUUGAAAUGGUAGGGAAUGCAAUGAAAAGCAAUUCUGCUGAAGCAGAAAGCCCAGAACAAGGAGAGUCUGUAUAUGAAGAAAUGAAGUAUUUUCUACCAGAAGAAGGAAGCAAUGGUAGUGGAAUAAUUCCAGUAGUGACUGGAUCUCCUCCUGUGUUGUUUGAAAGCAAAAAAAAUGUUAACGUUGAAGAUGGAACAUUGGAUGGAAACAGUCAAGCAGCUUUGAUCUACAAAGACUCAUGUGACAUUCCAGCCCCUUUCCCUAACUUGCUCCCCCACAGACCACCACUUCUUGUGUUUCCUCCCACCCCUGUCACAUGUUCACCUGCUUCUGAUGAAUCACCUCUAACACCACUAGAAGUCAAAAAGCUUCCUGUCUUGGAAACCAACCUAAAAUACCCUGUGCAGUCAGAAGGCUCAAGUCCAUUAUCACCACAGUACUCCAAAAGCCAGAAAGGGGAGAAUGAAAGGCCAGCAUCUCCAGGCUUGGUUGUGUUCAAUGUUUCCAGCAAAGUGACUCCUCCUUCCACACCACCUCCUCCUCUCCCACCCCCCCCUCCUGUACCACCUCCUAUUUCUUACCGGGCUUCCACACAUUUUGCAUUUCCUCCAGAGACUUGUUCUAGUUUUCUGACUAAUACAGGGAAACCAGGUACAAACUCAGACCUGUCAAAAGUACCUCAGAGACCAAGUCCUGCUCAGCUUGGAUGCUCAUCUUCUCCAUUCUCCAAACUGCCUUACUCUCCAAAGGUGGCAAGAGCAGAUCACAGGAAAUUGAACUCAAAUUCAUCAUCUUCAUUUCCAUACAGCCCUACAAACUCAAGGUCAUUGACCAGUCCCCUUGAUGAGUUAACUAGCUUGUUCAACUCAGGACGGAGUGUGCUACGAAAAUCUGCAGCAGGACGUAAGAUCAGGGAGCCAGAAGGUGCUGAAACUAAUCUGAACUUGAGGAGCAGGGAAGAUCCAAAUACAUCAGAUAUUGGAUCAGAAACCCAGGAUAAAAAUGCAAAUAACCAUGGAACUCAGUCAUCUAAUCCACUGUCCAGUUCUGUGACUGCUGAAAAUGGAAAUUCAGUAUCAAAUGGUUUACCAGAGGAAAAUGAAUAUUCAAGACUGUCGGCCAGUACUACGGCAGGCUCAUCGAUUCAAAGGCAUAGGGAGAGCCACACUAGUCAGGUUAUUCAUCAGCUUAGACUUUCAGAGAAUGAGAGCGUGGCUCUGCAAGAGCUUCUAGAUUGGAGGAGAAAGCUGUGUGAAGAGAGAGAUGACUGGCAGCAAAUCUUGCACAACACGGAGCAAAGGAUCGCAGCCCCACCUCCGCCCCCUUGUAAAAAGCCAACACUACUGAAGAAAGUAGAAGAUACCUCCUGCAACAGACUCUCUUCAGGCAUAUGGGAUACCACCAUGUGAUUCAGAUGUGUGUGUUUGCAGACUUUUAGGAAUGAAACCAUGUGAUGACUUCAAUCUGCACAAUCAGCAAGUUUUUCUUCCCUUCACAAAGCGUGCAGGGAUUUUUUAUAAGCACUCAUUCAAGAGCACAGGAUGGAGGAGCUAUUUAGAUCUGUCAUGUGUGCAUGUGCAUGUGUGUGUUUGUUUUGUUCAUAUAUAUACACCCAUACAUAUAUGUGUGCAUCUGUAAAUAUAUAUAUGUAUGCGUGUCUAUAUAUAUGGAGACAAACUGCACUAUAAGUACUUAAUUUAAAAGUACAAGACAGUCACUUAGAGUUCUCUCAUGGACAAUGAAGAAACUAUGUUAAGCAUAUGAUGGGGAGAAGUGACUGACAGGCAUUUUAGAGAGAUCAGGAAAGUCUGUGUGCACACUGUACAGCUGUUUUAUAUAGUACACAAAUAUGAUGUUUCUUGUUCCC
Molecule: messenger RNA, 6442 nt
Organism: Charadrius vociferus (killdeer)
Lineage: Eukaryota; Metazoa; Chordata; Aves; Charadriiformes; Charadriidae
Gene: MYO16
Product: myosin XVI
Exons: 35
Biological process (GO): neuron projection morphogenesis; negative regulation of G1/S transition of mitotic cell cycle; phosphatidylinositol 3-kinase/protein kinase B signal transduction
Cellular component (GO): nucleoplasm; perinuclear region of cytoplasm; myosin complex
Molecular function (GO): cytoskeletal motor activity; protein phosphatase binding; actin filament binding
Source: RefSeq, a predicted model, not a curated record